Messenger RNA from Microplitis mediator, 504 nucleotides. Its product is annotated as coiled-coil-helix-coiled-coil-helix domain-containing protein 7. The record is from RefSeq and is a predicted model, not a curated record. The transcript is spliced from 3 exons. The coding region runs from base 95 to 370 and encodes 91 amino acids. NCBI's taxonomy places the organism in Eukaryota, Metazoa, Arthropoda, Insecta, Hymenoptera, Braconidae.
UAUGUAUGUAUAUGUAUAUUUAGUAGAAGCAUGAAGUAUAACCUCUCUAAUUCGAGUAGUAUCAUCUGGCAUCAAACUCAUUGGAGAUUUAAAAAUGCCUACAGGAAAAAGAAUACAAGAUUCAAGACUUGUAUCUCCAGAAAACAAUCCAUGUCUCAAGGAACAUGGACUAUCGAUGAAAUGUAUUGAGGAAAAUUAUAAAAAUAAAAACGAAGCUUGUGGUGCAUAUUUUGAUAAUUAUAAAGCUUGUAAAAAAUUUUGGAAUAACGUUUAUGCAGACCGUAAACGCCGUGGAGUAGAACCUUAUUUACCGCCACCAGAUGAAAGAGAAAAAAUAAAAAGUGAUUAUUUAAGUCAAUUUAAGAAAUAAUUAUUUUUAAUCAUUCAUAUAUAUUUAUAAUUACGUUAUGUAGUACAUCAUUUUUUAUAUAUAUAUAUAUAUAUGUAUAUAUAAAUACUGUAAAUACAUUUAUUGAAACCAGGAUAAAAUGAAUGUAAUAAAAU